ACUCGGUCGAGCGGUCGUUCGAAGUUUUGCUGGGUAUGUCAGAUCCAAAUUAUAAGCCGGAAGAGACCCCACGGCCGCAACAACAACAACAGCAGCAACAGCAGAGCUUUGAAAACAUGCAAGAUGAUCCCCCAGCUCCAGUCAUGCCACCAAGACCCACAGGCGACCAAACAACCACUCAAGCUCCAUAUGGUUAUUGGCAAGGACAGAACAAUCAACAGCAGCAGCAGCCCCAGGAACCACGCUCUGUAGAAGAUCAAAUGCGUAUGGAUGAAGAAUUUGCGAGACAAUUGGCGUUACAAGAUGAACAAGCUCGUGUACAACAGUACCGUAAAUAUUGUGAAGGAAAAGGACCAAUCGUGGGAUUAUUGCAUCUGACAUGAUUUUGCUAUUGCAUUAGGUCAGCAACAACAACGACAACAGCAGCAGGAAGAUGACCAACCGCUGUUCAACUUUCAAGAGGACUUACCGGUCAUCAAGGAAAGAGUUAUC
Messenger RNA from Zychaea mexicana, 492 nucleotides. RefSeq lists its product as uncharacterized. NCBI's taxonomy places the organism in Eukaryota, Fungi, Mucoromycota, Mucoromycetes, Mucorales, Lichtheimiaceae. Bases 36 to 383 code for a protein of 115 amino acids. The record is from RefSeq and is a predicted model, not a curated record. The transcript is spliced from 2 exons.